Messenger RNA from Effrenium voratum, 360 nucleotides. NCBI's taxonomy places the organism in Eukaryota, Dinophyceae, Suessiales, Symbiodiniaceae. The record is from the annotation of a GenBank genome assembly.
AUGAGGAUCGCAAGGGGCACCACCAGGGUGACGAUGUUGGCCCACCAGCCCGGGGUAGACACCUCCAGCGCAGUCGAGAUGGAAGUCUCCAGCUCCAAGGCUUCUGGCACCGCCGACCGCGCCGUGCGCAGGGAGCUUGUGGUAGCCGGCUGCCCCCCAAACACAAAUGAAGGCGCAGCGCAAAGCAGCACGAAGGCCGCAGCCAGGAGGGUAGGCAGCAGCACCAACUUGGACGACAUGGCCACCGAGUCUCUGAAGUGGGUACCCUGCUACUCUGCGCUUGGGCCGACGCUUGCCACACUCCCUGCUCCAACAACCCAAGCUCUCCACAAAGCAUGCAAUGAAAUUCCAUUUCAAUAG